This is a messenger RNA of Folsomia candida, 1438 nucleotides long. RefSeq names its product prolyl 4-hydroxylase subunit alpha-1. Gene Ontology annotation, cellular component: endoplasmic reticulum. The transcript is spliced from 7 exons. The record is from RefSeq and is a predicted model, not a curated record. The coding region runs from base 1 to 1419 and encodes 472 amino acids. Lineage: Eukaryota; Metazoa; Arthropoda; Collembola; Entomobryomorpha; Isotomidae. Gene Ontology annotation, biological process: peptidyl-proline hydroxylation to 4-hydroxy-L-proline. Gene Ontology annotation, molecular function: L-ascorbic acid binding; iron ion binding; procollagen-proline 4-dioxygenase activity.
AUGUUAUACUUAUCUCGCCUUGCCGACAGGGAGUCGCAAAUAUAUGCCAAACUAAAGGAUAUUUCAUCGUCGCCCGUCACGACAAACCAGACAACUCCACUGUUGGAAGAGUACUUAUCAGAUUAUGAACAAAGCACUGGAAUUCGUAAAAAAUGGAAAGUGGAAGAACAUCCACUCCUUGUCUACAGAAUGAUCUGGCGAUUUGUCCAUCAUGUUCCCAAACUGCGGAAACAAUUUUCCGAAUACUUUCCUCUUCCUCAAGUCGGACUGGAGGAUCCAGCAUCAAAUUUAUUACCAUUAUCUUACGCCCUCCAAUCCAUAAUCUCAAUUCAAAAUGAUUUUCGCCUCCCACCUUCCGACCUAAUGGUUGGAAAAUUUCGUCAUAUUGAGACUGGGAUAGGACUCACAGUAGCCCAGGUAACCCAGCUAGUUAACAUUUCCUCCCAGUUGGACUACUUUGUCGAAGCCUGGGACUGGCUUGAUUUGCUAGAUUCGCUGCCAUCCAAGGAUGAAAAAGGUAUUGAAAAGCUACGACACGAGCUCGUCAACAGGCAUGAUUUGCUUCACAACGCGAAGUGUACACAGGACGAUCCGCACAUCUUUCAAAAUCCGCUCCGGAAAGGAAUUUCACCUUGGAGGAAGGAUGUCGAAAUGGAAGCCUGGCUUACCACCGGCCAAGGGAGUGGCGUCCUGAAAGAGUAUUUCUACCAGACUUACGCCCUUUGUAGUAACCGCGCGCGAUCAAAGAAUUCAAAGCGACCUCUAACUUGCUGGUUGGACACUAAGAAACACCCCUAUUUCAUUUUGGUACCCUUGAAAACAGAGCUACUGCAUCAAGAUCCAGACUAUUUUUACUUCCACGAUGUCGCACGGGAUGAGGUUUUGGACUCCAUUUGGAACGCGGCGUUGCCCGGAAUACAAAAAGAUGCCACACUCCCACGGGAAAAAGCCAGAAUCAGAUCAAUGAAUCUCGAUUGGAUAAAUGAGGCCAGCAUGGAGCAGUAUAACAAACUUUACUCGAAAUUUGAGUUUAUCACGGGACUGAAUAUGAAAGACGAUGCUGCUGACGUUUUGCGGGUUUCGCAAUAUUUGACGCUUGGAGACGCAGGAGUACACCAUGAUGCGUACAAAAUUUCUGUCGCAAACGAAAACAAGAAGCGUAUCUUUGGCGAUCGAUUAGCAACUAUUAUCUUAUAUAUGAACGACGUUAUUCUGGGUGGUGAGACCGUCUUUCCCGUACUCGAUUUAGUAGUUAAACCUGUGAAAGGGUCUCUCCUUUUCUGGUACAAUUAUGGCAGAGAAGGAAAUACAGAUUGGAAGUCAUGGCACGGUGUAUGUCCCCCCAUUUUGGGGAGAAAACGGAUUGCUACAACCUUUAUUGGUAAAUUGGACAAUAUGUUUCAGUACAAAUGCGUUUAAUAAAGUGCAUGGUCGUGCC